Messenger RNA from Pygocentrus nattereri (red-bellied piranha), 1201 nucleotides. Its product is annotated as fibrinogen alpha chain. Gene Ontology annotation, molecular function: signaling receptor binding. NCBI's taxonomy places the organism in Eukaryota, Metazoa, Chordata, Actinopteri, Characiformes, Serrasalmidae. Gene Ontology annotation, cellular component: fibrinogen complex. Bases 120 to 794 code for a protein of 224 amino acids. Gene Ontology annotation, biological process: blood coagulation; platelet activation; protein polymerization. The transcript is spliced from 4 exons. The record is from RefSeq and is a predicted model, not a curated record.
AAUUUUGUGUUUUGUGUGUUUCAGUGUGUGAAUCGAAGCAGUCAGUUAGUGCACAGAAACGACCAAGUACCUUUGGUCACCAAAGAAGAUUUGAACAGUGUCCAGUGAGCAAAUACCCAAUGUGUACUGAUGAGGAGGAGGAGAAUAAGUGCCCGUCAGGCUGUCGACUACAGGGUCUCAUUGAUAAGGAGGAGGACAACAUUUAUGCUCGCCUCAGCAAAAUCUGUGAAAAGAUUCACCAAUGCAAGAGCACAACCUUAUCUACAAUGCUUAAAAGUGCACAGUUCUAUGAAGCACAAAGGAAGAUUAUCAUCACAACAUACAUGGAAGAACUAAGGUACACUGAGGUUGCUGAGAGACUUUACAGGAACCUGACGCUGUUAUGGAAGAAGUCCUCCAAGCUCUCCAGUGACCUAUGGACGUACCACAGUCAGAUCUCGGCUCAGAUAACUGAGAUGCGUCGUCUUGAGGUGGACAUUGACAUGAAACUACGUGCAUGCAAAGGGUCAUGCAAACAAACCUUUGAUCAUACCAUUGAUCACAAAGCUUUCAAAGCCAUGGAGGACAGCAUGUCCAGAUUUGACUUACUCUCCAUGAGCCAAAAAACAUUUACUAUGGACAAAAAGGUCAAACUGCAGUCUGUUGUUCGACCUCCUGUGUCUCUUGCAUACCGAAAAAUCCCGCUGGUGCGCGCCAAGCUCCUGACAAAGUUUGAAGACAUUGAGCAAAACCAAGUGGUCAUGGAUGAGCUUUUACAGGAUAUCCAGAAUUCAGAAGGAGAAGCAACAUCAUAAAGGCAUUUGCAUUUACACUGGACUUUACUUGCACCAAGGCUAGAAGCAGUUUGGCCUUGUUUGGGUGAAAAAGUAGGAAAAUCAAAAAUUAUGCAGGGUGUUCAAAACAGUUAUAUUUAUGCAUAAAUAUAAUAAAUAUACAACACUGUAUGCAUUCAGCACAAUGUUCAUCAUGCUAACUAUAUGGUCAUCAACACAGCAUUGCCAUUGUUUUCAUAUUUGAUUGUUUCCUUUGUGAUUAAAUAACAGAAGUACUUUGUAUUAGCAAUAUGUUUUGUCGAGAGAACACACUUCUGCACAUAUUAAUGCACAAUUACUGUUUAUUUGCUGAAUUUAACAUGUUGGGGAAUAAAAAACAUGAAAGUUGUAUUAUUUUCUCAAUGUGUAUAAUAAACAGAAAUAGCAUA